Wyeomyia smithii (pitcher-plant mosquito) is the source of this 917-nucleotide messenger RNA. RefSeq names its product cilia- and flagella-associated protein 20 (gene Bug22). Gene Ontology annotation, biological process: positive regulation of cell motility; cilium assembly; regulation of cilium beat frequency involved in ciliary motility. The record is from RefSeq and is a predicted model, not a curated record. Lineage: Eukaryota; Metazoa; Arthropoda; Insecta; Diptera; Culicidae. Gene Ontology annotation, cellular component: motile cilium; ciliary basal body. The coding region runs from base 181 to 783 and encodes 200 amino acids. The transcript has 2 exons.
AGCUGUCAUGUCGUUGGAAACGAACAUAAUUUUGUUUGCAAUUUGUUGACGUUCGGUUGUUUGGCAAAAGUUGUUUAUUAUCGGUAAUGGGAAAAGUUCGCUAGAUGUAUACCAAAUAAAAAAUAGAAAAGACAGGCGCGCUUUCAAAUUGCUUGUACAAAAAUUGUUACUGAAGUAAAAAUGUUCAAAAAUACCUUCCAGUCCGGGUUUCUAUCGAUUCUGUACAGUAUCGGUAGCAAACCGCUCCAAAUUUGGGAUAAAAAAGUACGAAACGGACACAUCAAGCGUAUCACCGAUCAGGAUAUUCAAUCGUUGGUGCUGGAAAUUAUCGGAACCAAUGUGAGCACAACGUAUAUCACUUGUCCAGCCGACCCGAAAAAGACAUUGGGCAUCAAACUACCAUUCCUGGUGAUGAUUAUAAAGAAUCUGAAAAAAUACUUUACUUUCGAAGUUCAGGUCCUAGACGACAAGAACGUCCGACGGCGUUUUAGGGCAAGCAACUAUCAGUCAACUACCCGAGUAAAACCAUUUAUUUGCACGAUGCCCAUGCGGCUAGAUGAGGGGUGGAACCAGAUUCAAUUUAAUCUGUCCGACUUCACCCGUCGUGCUUAUGGAACCAAUUAUGUGGAAACACUCCGUGUUCAAAUACAUGCCAACUGUAGGAUACGAAGGGUAUACUUUUCGGAUCGCCUGUACUCUGAGGAUGAACUGCCAGCAGAAUUCAAAUUGUUCCUACCCAUUCAGAAGCCCCAAUCGAAGGCAAUUGCUCAGCAGGCUUGCUAACCAUGCGUCGCUGUGUACACCUAUUGUUUUAUUUCGAACGAAACAAUGGCAAACGUCGAGACUUUCACUGUGAAAUAUCCAUUCUUAAUAUUUCAAUCAACUCUCCAAUAAAAUAUGUUCAAUGCACGACCGUA